Messenger RNA from Micropterus salmoides (largemouth bass), 12322 nucleotides. RefSeq names its product neurofibromin 1a (gene nf1a). Lineage: Eukaryota; Metazoa; Chordata; Actinopteri; Centrarchiformes; Centrarchidae. Gene Ontology annotation, biological process: regulation of GTPase activity. The record is from RefSeq and is a predicted model, not a curated record.
AUGGCGGCUCACAAACCAGUGGAAUGGGUCCAGGCCGUGAUUACUAGAUUUGAUGAGCAGCUUCCCAUUAAAGUUGGACACCAGAACACCCACACCAAAGUCAGCACAGAGCACAACAAGGAAUGUCUAAUCAACAUCUCCAAGUACAAGUUCUCCCUCGUCAUCAGUGGGCUCACCACCAUCCUCAAAAAUGUCAACAACAUGCGGAUAUUUGGAGAAGCUUCUGAGAAGAACCUCUACCUCUCCCAGCUCAUCAUCCUGGACACCCUGGAGAAGUGUCUGGCUGGGCAAUCCAAGGACUGCUUGCGUCUGGAUGAGACCAUGCUGGUGAAGCAGCUGUUGCCGGAGAUCUGCCAUUUCAUCCAUACGUACCGCGAGGGCCACCAGCACGCUGCUGAGCUCCGGGCCUCAGCCUCUGCUGUCCUCUUCUCUCUGAGCUGCAACAACUUUAACGCCGUCUUCAGUCGAAUCUCCACCAGGCUGCAGGAGCUGACGGUGUGCUCUGAGGACAAUGUGGAUGUUCAUGACAUAGAGCUGAUGCAGUACAUCAAUGUGGACUGUUCCAAGCUGAAAAGGCUGCUACAAGAAACUGUGCUGAAGUUUAGAGCUCUCAAGAAGCCUGCCCAGCUUGCAGUCAUCAACAGUUUAGAGAAGGCAUUUUGGAAUUGGGUGGAGAAUUACCCAGAUGAGUUCACCAUGCUUUACCAGCGACCACAGGCAGAUAUGGCAGAAGCUGCAGAAAAGUUGUUUGACCUGGUGGACAGCUUUGCAGAGAGCGCCAAGAGGAAGGCAGCUGUGUGGCCGCUGCAGAUCAUCCUCCUCAUCCUCUGUCCAGAGAUCACACACACCAUCUCCAAAGACACUGUGGAAGACAGCAAGGCCAACAAGAAACUGUUUCUGGACAGUUUGCGGAAAGCAUUAGCGGGCCAGGGCAGUAAGCAGCUGAUGGAAAGCGCUGCUAUCGCUUGUGUCAAACUGUGCAAAGCCUCCACCUAUAUCAACUGGGAGGAUCACUCAACCAUUUUCCUUCUGGUCCAGUCCAUCGUCAUGGAUCUCAAGGCUCUGCUGUUCAACCCAGCCAAGCCCUUCUGGAGGGGGACAGGCAGUCAAAAUGCUGAUGUGGAGCUCAUGAUGGACUGCUUUGUCUCUUGUUUCCGCAUCAAUCCUCACAACAACCAGCACUUUAAGGUCUGUUUGGCCUCGUCCUCCCCCUCCACCUUUCACUUUGUCCUGGUCAACUCGUUGCACAGAAUAAUCACCAAUUCCCAUCUGGACUGGUGGCCUAAGAUCGAUGCAGUGUACUGCCACUCCGGAGAGCUUCGCUUAAUGUUCUCAGAUACCCUCAACCGGGUAAUCCAAGGCGCUGGCACCCACGCUCCACUACGCAUGACACCGAGUCUGACAUUCAAAGGGAAGAUGACCACCAGCCUUAAGUUCAAAGAGAAAGCCACAGAACUGGACACUCGAAGUUACAAGUGCCUCCUUCUCGCUCUGGUCAAACUCAUCCACGCUGACCCCAAACUGAUGUUGCACAACCCAGUGAAGCAAGCUCCAGAUAUGCAGAGUAGUACAGCAGAGCUCAUCACUGGCCUGGUGCAGUUAGUGCCUCUAACCAACACCACUCAGCUCUCACAAGAAGCCAUGGAGGCUCUGUUAGUUCUGCACCAGCCAGAGACCAUAGAGCUGUGGAAUCCUGAUGCCCCCAUAGAGACGUUCUGGGACAUCAGUUCACAGGUGAUCUUCCUUAUCUGCCGCAAACUGAUUGGUCAGCAAAUGGUUAAUGGGACAGAAGUUCUGAAAUGGCUGCGGGAGAUCCUCAUCUGCAGGAACAAGUUUCUGCUCAAGAACAAGGAGUGUGCCACUGUGGGCGGCGGGAUCCCCAUCUGCCGGCAGGCACAGACAAAGCUUGAGGUGUGUCUCUACAUGUUCCUGUGGAGUCCAGACACCGAGGCGGUGCUGGUGGCCAUGUCAUGUUUCCGCCACCUCUGUGAGGAGGCUGACAUCCGCAGCGCCGCUGAUGAGGUUCCUGUCCAGACCAUUCUGCCCAACUACCCCACCUUCAGUGAACUGGCCUCUGUCAGUAACAUGAUGGGAACAGGGAGGUCCACCUUGCAGAAGAGGGUGAUGGCACUGCUGAGGAGGGUAGAGCAUCCCACACCAGGCAACAUUGAGGCUUGGGAGGACACAUAUGCUAAGUGGGACCAGGCCACCAAACAGAUUCUCAACUUCCCCAAAAACAAGGCAGAUGAUGGACAGCAGGAGUGGAUCAACAUGACGGGCUUCCUGUGUGCUCUGGGCGGUGUAUGUCUCCAACAGCGCAGCACCCCUGGGCCAGCCACCUAUAGCCCACCUAUGGGCCCCAUGAGCGAGCGCAAACACUCCAUGAUCUCCAUGGGCCCCUGCGAUGUGUCCAACCCCGUGGCCUCUGCCUCUUCUUGCUCCUCAUCGGCCUCCAGCGAGACGCCCGUCAGCCGCUUUCUGGACCGGCUGCUGGCCCUGCUGGUAUGUGGCCAUGACAGGGUCGGCCUCCACGUUCGCACCAACGUAAAGGACCUGCUGGGUCUGGAGCUUAGCCCUGCCCUCUACCCGAUGCUGUUCAACAAGCUGAGAAACAGCAUUGGCAAGUUCUUUGACACACAGGGCCCGGUUCCUAUUAACGAUACUAACACCCAGUUUGUGGAGCAGACCAUAGCCAUCAUGAAGAACCUGUUAGAUAACCACACAGAGGGCAGCUCUGAACACCUGGGACAGGCCAGCAUCGAGACCAUGAUGCUCAACCUGGUCAGGUAUGUGCGCAUCCUGGGAAACGUGGUUCAUGCGAUCCAGAUCAAAACCAAGCUGUGCCAGCUGGUGGAGGUGAUGAUGGAGAGACGAGAUGACCUGUCCUUCUGCCAGGAAAUGAAGUUCAGGAACAAGAUGGUGGAGUACCUGACAGACUGGGUGAUGGGAACCUCCAACCAAGCUGCUGAUGAUGACAUCAAGUGUCUGACAAGGGAUCUGGACCAGGCCAGUAUGGAGGCAGUAGUGUCUCUGUUAGCUGGUCUUCCUCUGCAGCCAGAGGAGGGAGACGGAGUAGAACUUAUGGAGGCCAAAUCGCAGCUCUUCCUCAAGUACUUCACCCUGUUCAUGAACUUGCUGAAUGACUGCAGUGAGGUGGAGGAUGAGGGCCAAGCAGUGGGGGGACGAAAGAGAGGAAUGUCCCGCCGCCUGGCCUCCCUUCGACACUGCACUGUCCUGGCCAUGUCCAACCUGCUCAAUGCUAACGUAGACAGCGGCCUCAUGCACUCCAUCGGUCUUGGUUACCACAAGGACCUGCAGACUAGAGCCACCUUCAUGGAAGUGCUGACCAAGAUCCUGCAGCAGGGAACAGAGUUUGACACGCUGGCAGAGACAGUUCUGGCUGAUCGCUUUGAGAGGCUGGUGGAGCUGGUCACCAUGAUGGGAGACCAGGGAGAGCUGCCCAUCGCCAUGGCACUGGCUAAUGUGGUUCCUGGGUCCCAGUGGGAUGAGCUAGCCCGAGUCCUGGUGACGCUGUUUGAUUCUCGCCACCUCCUCUACCAGCUGCUAUGGAACAUGUUCUCUAAAGAGGUGGAGCUGGCCGACUCCAUGCAGACUCUUUUCAGAGGAAACAGCCUGGCCAGCAAAAUAAUGACCUUCUGUUUCAAGGUAUAUGGUGCAGCAUACUUGCAGAAGCUACUGGAGCCUUUAUUAAGAGGGGUCAUCACCACCCAUGAACACAUCAGCUUUGAGGUGGACCCCACGAGGCUGGAACAAGGAGAGAACCUGGAGGAGAACCAGCGGAACCUCCUGCAGAUCACGGAGCGCUUCUUCCAGGCCAUCAUCGGUUCAUCCAGCGAGUUCCCCCCACAGCUGCGCAGUGUCUGCCACUGUCUCUACCAGGCUACUUGCCACUCUCUACUGAAUAAAGCAACAGUAAAAGAAAAAAAGGAAAACAAAAAAGCAGUGGUGAGUCAGCGGUUCCCACAGAACAGCAUUGGUGCAGUGGGCAGCGCCAUGUUUCUGCGCUUUGUCAACCCAGCUAUCGUGUCUCCCUAUGAGGCCGGCAUUUUGGACAAGAAGCCCUUGCCUAGGAUAGAACGGGGUCUCAAGCUCAUGUCCAAGAUUCUGCAGAGCAUUGCAAACCAUGUAUUGUUUACAAAAGAAGAACACAUGAGGCCUUUCAAUGAUUUUGUGAAGAGCAACUUUGAUUCAGCCAGAAGGUUUUUCUUGGACAUUGCAUCUGACUCUCCACCCAGUGACUCGGUCAACCACAGUCUGUCCUUUAUCAGUGACGGGAACGUGCUGGCCCUCCACCGCCUGCUGUGGAACAACCAGGAGAGGAUUGGCCAGUACCUCUCCAGUAAUAGAGACCACAAGGCUGUAGGCAGGCGACCUUUUGACAAGAUGGCGACCCUGCUGGCCUACUUGGGACCUCCUGAACACAAACCUGUGGCUGACACUCACUGGUCCAGUCUCAACCUGACCAGUUCCAAGUUUGAGGAGUUUAUGACCAGGCACCAGGUCCAUGAGAAGGAGGAGUUCAAAGCCUUAAAGACCCUCAACAUCUUCUACCAGGCAGGAACCUCCAAGACUGGCAACCCAGUCUUCUACUACGUAGCCCGCAGGUUCAAAACAGGCCAGAUCAAUGGUGACCUGCUCAUCUACCAUGUCCUCCUCACCCUCAAACCCUACUAUGCUAAGCCCUACGAGAUAGUAGUAGACUUAACACAUGUAGGACCCAGCAAUCGCUUUAAGACCGACUUCCUGUCAAAGUGGUUUGUGGUCUUUCCUGGGUUUGCCUAUGAGAACGUAGCAGCUGUCUAUGUCUACAACUGCAACACCUGGGUGAGGGAGUACACUAAGUACCAUGAGCGGCUGUUGACGGGAUUGAAGGGCAGCAAACGGCUCCAGUUCAUUGACUCUCCUGCCAAGCUGGCCGAGCACAUUGAACCCGACCAACAGAAGCUGCCUGCAGCCACACUGACCCUGGAGGAAGACCUUAAAGUGUUCCAUAAUGCCCUCAAGCUGGCCCACAAAGACACCAAGGUCUCAAUAAAGGUAGGCUCGACUGCAGUUCAGGUGACCUCAGCUGAGCGGACACGUGUCCUUGGCCAGCCCGUCUUUCUCAAUGAUGUGUACUACGCCUCAGAGAUUGAAGAGAUUUGCCUGGUGGAUGAGAGCCAGUUCACCCUUACCAUGGCCAACCAGGGCACACCGCUCACAUUCAUGCACCAGGAGUGUGAUGCCAUUGUCCAGUCCAUCAUCCAUAUCCGGACACGCUGGGAGCUGUCACAGCCUGACUCCAUCCCUCAGCACACCAAGAUCCGACCAAAAGAUGUUCCUGGCACUCUGCUCAACAUUGCUCUGCUGAAUCUGGGCAGUUCUGACCCCAGCCUCAGGUCAGCGGCUUACAAUCUAUUGUGUGCUUUGACCUGCACCUUCAACCUAAAGAUAGAGGGCCAGCUACUGGAGACAUCUGGCCUUUGCAUCCCAGCUAACAACACCCUUUUCAUAGUGUCCAUCAGCAAGACUCUGGCUGCCAACGAGCCUCAUCUGACGCUUGAGUUUCUGGAGGAGUGCAUCUCAGGCUUCAGCAAGUCCAGUAUUGAGCUAAAGCAUCUCUGCCUGGAGUACAUGACCCCGUGGCUGCUCAACCUAGUUCGCUUCUGUAAGCACAAUGAUGAUGCCAAGCGCCAGCGUGUCACUGCCAUUUUGGACAAACUCAUCACCAUGACGAUCAAUGAAAAGCAGAUGUAUCCCUCUAUCCAGGCCAAGAUCUGGGGCAGUCUGGGUCAGAUAACAGACCUGUUGGAUGUGGUGUUGGACAGCUUUAUUAAGACCAGUGCCACGGGAGGCCUGGGCUCCAUCAAAGCAGAGGUUAUGGCCGAUACUGCAGUGGCUCUGGCCUCAGGGAAUGUCAAACUGGUGUCCAGCAAGGUUAUCGGUCGGAUGUGUAAGAUCAUAGACAAGACGUGCCUGUCGCCAACACCCACACUAGAGCAACACCUGAUGUGGGACGACAUUGCCAUCUUGGCACGCUACAUGCUCAUGCUGUCCUUCAACAACUCCCUGGAUGUUGCAGCUCACCUGCCCUACCUGUUCCAUGUGGUGACCCUGCUGGUAGCCACGGGCCCUCUGUCCCUCAGGGCCUCCACCCAUGGUUUAGUCAUCAACAUCAUCCACUCCCUCUGCACCUGCUCGCAGCUCAACUUCAGUGAGGAGACAAAGCAGGUUCUGAGGCUGAGCCUGACUGAGUUCUCCCUGCCCAAGUUCUACCUGCUGUUCGGCAUCAGCAAAGUCAAGUCAGCCGCUGUGAUCGCCUUCCGUUCCAGCUACAGAGACCGCUCCUUCUCACCAGGGUCCUACGAGAGGGAGACAUUCGCCCUGUCCUCCCUGGAGACAGUCACUGAGGCCUUGCUGGAGAUCAUGGAGGCUUGUAUGAGGGACAUCCCAGCCUGCAAGUGGUUAGACCAAUGGACAGAGCUCGCACAGAAGUUUGCAUUCCAGUACAACCCGUCUCUCCAGCCCAGAGCGCUGGUGGUGUUUGGGUGCAUCAGUAAGAGGGUUAGCCACAGCCAGAUCAAGCAGAUCAUCCGAAUCCUCAGCAAGGCCAGCCCUCUGCUCAGCAUCGACAGGGGUCUGGAGAGUUGUCUGAAGGGGCCGGACAAUUACAACAGUCAGGUGUUAAUAGAAGCCACAGUCAUUGCUCUGACUAAGCUGCAGCCUCUACUCAGCAAGGAGUCUCCAAUGCACAAAGCUCUGUUCUGGGUGGCAGUAGCUGUGCUGCAGCUGGAUGAAGUCAACCUGUACUCUGCUGGAACAGCUCUGUUGGAGCAGAACCUCCACACUCUGGACACGAUGCGCAUCUUCAAUGAUAAGAGUCCAGAAGAAGUGUUCAUGGAGAUCAGGCAUCCUUUAGAAUGGCACUGUAAGCAGAUGGAUCACUUUGUGGGCCUCAACUUCAAUUCCAACUUCAACUUUGCACUGGUGGGCCACCUACUCAAAGGCUACAGACACCCAUCACCCACCACAGUAGCGAGGACAGUGAGAAUCCUGCACACACUGUUGGCUCUCAUCGGCAAGCAUCUGAAAUGUGACAAGUUUGAGGUCAACACACAUAGUGUAGCCUAUCUGGCUGCACUGCUCACUGUGUCUGAGGAGGUCCGAAGUCGCUGCAGCCUCAAACACAGGAAGUCACUUCUGAUUUCUGAUCUCUCCAUGGACCCAGUACCCAUGGACACCUACUCCAGUCACAUCACAGAUCCCAGCUGCAGAACUCUCCGAGAGACUCAGCCGUGGACGUCACCUCAGGUUUCAGAGCGCUACCUUUCAGCCCAUCACUACCCUACAGUGGGCCAGAUCAGCCCACGAACGCGCAAGUCCAUGAGCCUGGAUAUGGGUCAGCCCUCACAGGCCAACACCAAGAAGCUCCUGGGCACCAGAAAAAGUUUUGAUCAUCUCAUAUCAGACUCUAAAGCACCGAAGAGACCAGAGAUGGAGUCGGGUAUGACCACCCCUCCCAAGAUGAGACGUGUUGCAGAGAACGACUAUGAGAUAGAGACACAACGAAUUGGAAACUCUCACCUACGCAAGGUGUCCGUAUCAGAGUCCAACGUUCUGCUGGAUGAGGAGGUGCUGACUGACCCAAAGAUCCAAGCUCUGCUGCUCACUGUGCUGGCUACCCAGGUCAAAUACACAACUGAUGACUUUGACCAGCGAAUUCUGUACGAAUACCUGGCUGAAGCUAGCGUGGUCUUCCCAAAGGUUUUUCCAGUUGUUCACAACCUGCUGGACUCCAAGAUCAACACUGUGCUGUCCAUGUGCCAGGACACCAACCUACUGAAUCCUGUCCAUGGCAUCGUCCAGAGUGUGGUGUACCAUGAAGAGUCGCCACCCCAGUACCAGCCCUCCUAUUUACAAAGCUUUGGCUUUAAUGGACUUUGGAGGUUUGCCGGGCCCUUCUCAAAGCAAACACAGAUACCAGACUAUGCUGAGCUGAUCGUCAAGUUUCUGGAAGCGUUGAUUGACAGCUACCUGCCUGCAGCUGAUGAGGAGCGAGGGGAGGAGCAGCUGAGGACGCCCACCUCACCCUACCCCCCCACCAGCCAGAGCCAGCUCAGCAUCACUGCCAACCUCAACCUGUCCAACUCCAUGACCUCACUGGCCACCUCGCAGCACUCACCAGGUGUGGAUAAGGAGAACGUCCAGCUCUCCCCCAGUUCUGCUCUGUCCAGCAUGGGUCGUACUCGCCACGGUUCAGCCAGUCAGGUCCAGAAGCAGCGCAGCGCCGGUAGCUUCAAAAGACCCAGCAUUAAGAAGAUCGUCUGAUCAGCCAGAGAACACCCAGUCCCCUCACCCCUCCGCCCCCUCCCACCCCCCAGCCUGCGGGGCCUCAUGCUGCACUCCACUUGCUCUUUUUAUUUCCUUCUCCUUCUUCAUGGUUGCUGUUCUGGCAGUGGAAGUGAUUUGCUGUUUUGCUCUGAGAAGGAAUCUUGGUAUGGACAACCUUUGAGAUGGCUCGCGGAGGAGGAGAAGCUUCUGUUGCCUCCUCGCUGUUCUUCUCUGGAGUCGAUGUUUAAGCUCUUCUUCACAGAUGUUCAAGAGCCGCGUGUCUUCUGCAGUGACAGUGGUCAUACGAGUGAAACUAAUUUUUUUUUUUUUUUUUUAAUCCCUCUGAGGCUGACGGGAAUCCAGUUUGGACAGACAGUUUACACAGGGAGGAGCCACAAAAUGUAGUUUGAUCUGUAACCCAUCUCUUGGCCUUCCUUAUGACUAAUUACUCCUGUGUCAGCCAGAUGACCAAAUGACGGAGGCAUCUGUGAUACGGGACCUUCACUCUGGACCUGCUCGACAUCUCAGCGCCCCUCUCCCAGUCCUGUAUAUAUUUUACAUAGAACACAGAAUAUGUAGAACUAGUUCUUAGUGCUAAUUUAGAUGUUAACGUUUUCUCCAUGGUGUGCCUUUGUCAGGGUUUUUCAAUGUGUACAAUUUGUAAAGUAAAAGUCAAACCUUGCUGGGGACAAAGAACAGGUACUAAUUAUGGAGGCGAGCCGUCCAUAUCACCACGAGUUCACACGAGCUGCCUCAAGACCGGCCUCCAAUGAUCGUCAAAUAUACAAUCAUCCACAUACCCUGUUGCCUGAAGUAUUUAUCCUGUACAGCUACAUAGUGCUACACAAAUCUUCUUUUCAAACACUUUCAGUGUAUUAACAUGAAGACUCCAGAACACUAGGGGAAACACGUAACGCUUUUGUUUAGCUUUUUUGUGUUAGUUCUUUUUAGAAUGAACUGUAUUUUCAGUGGCCUAGUAUUUUAAUUUGUUUACACAGUGACAAGGGAAAUUGUGUAAUAGGCAAUAAUCCUCAACUCUCAAACUCCUUUGUCAACAAUGGAUUUUAUAUGUAACGUGGAUAGGGAGGACACAUCGCCAUGUCAGCUCGCUGCAAUAUGAUGCCAACUCCAGUUACCUUUUGAAUUGAAAAGAGGCUGUCGACAGUGUGAUGGUUGAUCCCAUCACACACACACACACACCCUCCAUUUGUUUCACCUCAACAGUCUUAGCUGGACCCAUAACCAUCAGAGGUUUGUCCUGUGGGCUCUUAAACGGAAAAAAUCUCCCCUAAAAGACACCUUGACACUGUCGUAAUACCUAAACAUACUGUUUCUACAACCUUUGUUGCACAGUAAAGACACAUUCUGCAACAAAAAAUUUAUUAUUUAACAACAAAAGUGAAUUGGACUCCUUCCUAGUCAGUGCUGGGGUUUGAGGUUUUGGUUGUGGUCACAGCAGGGACACUGUAAGAUGUGGUUAAAAGCUCUAGAAACAGCUAGGAAAGUAACCAAUAAGCUGUUCACACUUAAAAUUAAGCCAAACUUCUCAAAAACAUCAAUCUUUCAUAUUGUCUGAGUCAGACAAUUUUUACAGAUUUAUAAUCUUUGCCUUUUCUGAAUAGAAAAUAAAUGAUAAAAGAUGUUAACAAGACUGACCUGAUCAAACAGUACUUGACCUUUUACUAUAUUUGUAGCUACAGACACAGUUCAGUCGCUAGGCAGAAAGAAGUGAGGUCCAUACUAUUGUUUGGCGUAUUUUCUAAUUCCAAUGCAGCACAGAAGAAGGAAGAUGGAAACAUAAACCGUUAACAUCUGGGUUUGGUUUCAGUCCUUCAGACUCAAACACUGAUUCCUGAGCUCCCACUCUGCACCAGGAUCCAUCUGACACAAGUUGAUGAGGUUCCUCAGUAGAAUGGUGGACUUUUCCUUUAAGAGCUUUGGUAAUAACAUGCAGGUUAUUAUUGCUGCAGAGGCGAGCGUUGGUUUUAAAGCAGCUCUCUGUACCCUCAGAGCGCAUGUGGGUGCAGCAGAUCUGCUCUACUUUCGAAAACAUAUUUUGGACAGAUUUGGAUAAUCCUCAAGGAUUUUCUCUCAAGGUAUUGGCCUCACAAAUUCAGCUUUUUGUUUUUCCGCAUUACCACAUAACCAAAAGGUUUGUAAUCCUGUGACAAUACCACUACCUACAGGUUGAUUUGAACUGAUAUGAAUGGGAACCAGUGGCUGCUUGAAGGGUAGAAAGACACACAAAGUGAUCUAAACUAUGGUUUGCUGUGGAAAUGGGUUUAAACCAUCUGUGUACACAUUCUGUUUGGUUGAGCAGGUGUAGAGUGGGACUGUGCUGAUCAGUGCUCCGCUCGCAGCCUCCGUCCACAGCAGGGUUGGUUCUUCAAAACGCUUCUAUCCUGCCUUAACAUCUAUGCAUGGCAAGAGUUUAGUAUUGUUGUAAAACUCUGACUUUAUUUUUGUCUGAGCACUAUCUCCACAUGUGCUGCUCAGUGACAGUUUCUUAACAUAAGUGUUCAUGUUACCUUAUGGAUACAUUUGUGAAUCAGUUCACUACUGAUUUCUUUCUUGUAUUGUAUUGUCUGAGUAUAUUUGUUAUUUUUUUCUGUCCAUGCAGCUCAUUCAGUAAACACAUGAUCAUCAGAUAAAUUCCAUGGAAAGGGACAUUUUCAUUAGACAGCCUUAGAAAGAGUAUUUUGUAAUUCUGCCUCAAAGAAUGACACAAAGGAAAGUUUAAUACUAAAAGGAAUGAUUAAAAACUGAAUUCACUUUUCUUGUUGCCCUCCAUCACUGACGUGUUGUCAGUACUAGGACCAAACCAAGAAAUUAUUUUUCCACUGCUGAAAAUCAGAGCAUUGUUUUGGGCUUCAGAAAGUCAUAUGAUUGCUACCUGAGUUAGUAUGCUUCCAACGAAUUACUUCAUAGAAGGUAUGAUCUGAAUACAUCUGAAGGCAAAAGUCUUAAUACUUGUUCCUAAUGGUCACGGUCAAAGCUUGAACAAAAAUUCUGCCCAUCAUAGAGAGUUGAUGAAUGAUAUAAAUGGGGAUAACGGUGUAAACUUCUCUCCUUGAAAGCACUUGUGGCGUGGCACACAGUUGGGCACAUGAAAGUGAGAGUGGAGAGAAGUUCAAACCCUGCCUACUUCCACAAACUGACUGGCUGAUGUGGUAUUUAAUGAAACAUCUGCCCUUCUUAAAUAGACCAAACUCUAGUUCAACCAUGGGUUUUCAUCAACUUAAGUGGUUAAAGUCACAUUUUCUAACACAGAGGAUGUUUGGUGCGGUGGUGGGUUGGUACAGAGUGGCUCUGAAGGUCCAUGUUGGAAGGAUUUUAGGAUCUAAAAUCAGGGCUGUUGAGGCUGUAAAGGUACACGUUUAUUCAGAUUUCAGUGUCAGAUUCCACAGAAAUGUCUAAUCAUAUAACUUAGUUCAUCGUCUCUACUCACCACUUUUCACUGUCUGUUAACUAACUUAAAGCUACUCUCCCUGAUUUUCUUAAAAAAGCGUCCACAAACCCUAUAUCACAGAAUCAGCGAGUGUAGCUUUAACAAAACAACCAGGAAAAAUCUCAAGGCAAGAUUUUAUUUGAACACCGUGUUAGCAGAUUGCCAUUGUUUCCAGAUUUUAGUCUGAAUUCUGUGUGAAUGAAAAUAAUGAGGAUUAUGUAUCCAUAACCUCUUAAACAAGUGGUUGACUUGCACUAAUUUAAAAAUAGUCAUGGAUUUGUAAAGAUGAAAAACAUCAAAUGUGGCAUGUUUUAUUUGAUGUUAUGCAAAAUCUGUGUGUAGAGUAAUAGUCUUGAGUUUUGUUUUUAAUGCAGUAUGUGUGACAAUUGUAAAUACUUUGUGUACAAUUUGAGAUGGUAUAUUUACUACACUGUACAUAUAUGUGAUAUUGUAUCAUUUUGUUUUUGUAAAGCAGUUAGUUUCUGUAUAAUAAUAUACAAAUUGAACUAUUCCAGUGUUAGUAAUAAAAUGUUUUGCUCUCCA